Rhizophagus irregularis DAOM 181602=DAOM 197198 is the source of this 1536-nucleotide messenger RNA. RefSeq lists its product as uncharacterized. The record is from RefSeq and is a predicted model, not a curated record. NCBI's taxonomy places the organism in Eukaryota, Fungi, Glomeromycota, Glomeromycetes, Glomerales, Glomeraceae.
AUGGCUAUCAUUCGUCAAGAAAUAGUUAGAGCUACAAUUAAUAGAGCAGCUGCAUUAGUAGACCCUAAUAUUCAAAAUAAUUUAGAAAAACGACAUGUAUUUAGAAUACAAACAGUUCUUGCUGACAAAUCUCUUACGAAGGAUGAAAAAUCAUAUGCAGUAAAAGAAUUAAAUAAAGUAUUUGACCAUUAUAAAAUCCUUUAUAAUGAAGGAACAAAAAGAAUUUGUGAAAAUUGUCAUGAUGAAUGUUUAGCUACAUUAUAUUGUGAACAUUCACUUAUACCAAAUUUGAUAGUAGAAUGGAUUCCUUAUAAUAAUUUACAAAAUAUUAAAUACUUAACUAAAGGUGGAAGUUCUGAAAUUUAUACAGCAGUUUGGAUUGGUGGAUGUUAUGAAGAAUGGGAUUUAAAAGAAAAACAAUUAAAAAGAUAUGGAAGUAUGAUUGUAGUGCUCAAAAAAUUAGAAAAUGUUGAAAGUGCCAAUAAAAGUUGGUUUGAUGAGGGUAUAUCUCAUCUACACAUAAGUAGCAAAACUUCCCUUAUAGUGCAAUGUUACGGUUUAACUCAAAAUCCAUUUAAUGGAAAUUAUAUGAUUGUAAUGAAUCAUAUGAAUAUAAAUCUAAGAGAAUAUUUGCAACAAAAUCUCAAUAAAAUCACAUGGAAAGAAAGAAUUCAAAUUAUUGAUAGUAUAAUUGGCGCAGUUUAUGAUAUUCACAGCGAGAGUUCAAUUCACAGAGAUUUACAUUCUGGAAAUAUAUUAUUUGGUCAAAGUAAUCAAAAUUUUUUCAUCAGUGAUUUUGGAUUUUGUGGACCAGCUAAUAAACCAUUAAAUAGUAUAUAUGGAAAUCUUCCAUACAUAGCACCUGAGGUCAUUGUUAAUAAGAAAUAUACUUUUGCAUCUGAUAUUUAUAGUAUUGGCAUACUUAUGUGGGAAAUCUCAUCUGGACAACCACCUUUUAUUAAUAAACAUGAUUAUGAUCUUGCAAUAAGAAUAAUAAAUGGAAUGAGACCAAAAACAAUACCAGACACUCCUUUAGAAUAUAAAGAAUUAAUGGAACAAUGUUGGGAUGCUAAUCCUACGAAAAGACCUGAUAUUUUCACUCUUUUUAAUAAAAUAAGGGAUAUUUAUAGAUGGUAUUGUCAAAAUGAAAAUGAACAAAGAAUAAUUAGUAAAAUUACGAGUACUAAUAACUCUCAAUUAAAUACAAGAUAUAAUUUAAAUUCUAGUUCUACUAAUAGUUCCUUUUUUGGGAAUUUUAGUACAAGUUCUAGUAAUUGGAAUAUUAGUAGUAGAGUUUAUAAUUUUGAAAAUUUACCUGAACCAAAAAAUGCAACAAAAGAAGAACAAGAUGCUUAUCAUAGUAUACAAUUUGAUUAUGAUUUACAAGAUGGUUUGAUUAUUGUAGAAGAGAAAUCUAAUAAAAGAUGUUAUUUUGAUGAUGAUGAUAAAGAUUUAGCUUAUAACUCUAAUAAAAAAGUCAAUUCAAAUAAUAACGAAGAAAUACAAUAUCAUGAAAUUGGAUACCAAUAUACGUAA